Limanda limanda (common dab) is the source of this 1702-nucleotide messenger RNA. Its product is annotated as chloride intracellular channel protein 5-like. The record is from RefSeq and is a predicted model, not a curated record. Lineage: Eukaryota; Metazoa; Chordata; Actinopteri; Pleuronectiformes; Pleuronectidae. The transcript is spliced from 6 exons. Bases 54 to 1229 code for a protein of 391 amino acids.
UUGACGUCCUCCACCUCCCACAGGACGACCUCCGUUUGACCCCUUCGUCCAGGAUGGAUCCCGGUCAGGAGAACAUGUACGAGACCCCGGAGCUUUACCAGAACAACCUACCGCCUAUAUACGAUAUGCCCACCGAGGAGGGCUCCUACGUGGAUGCCUCAGCAGAGUACGAGAACACCAGACGGUCCCUUAAGAAGGUAUCUGUCCCCCCUACUCUCCCACCGCCUCGCCCCACCACUGAGGAGAGGCGAGGCAGCUCCUCUUCCUCAUCCUCAUCCUCCUCAUCCUCCUCGUCCUCCUCACAUGGGGAAGAUGGAGACAAGGGGGAGGUGGAGAAACAAGUAGAGAAGAUUGAGGAGAGGCGUAGCAGCAAAGACCUCACCUGGGAGAGCCAGGAGAUGCAGGUGGACGAGAAGAACUCAUCACGCAGGUCAUCGUCCUCUUCGUCCUCUUCAUCCUCUUCAUCGGCGUCUGAGAAGGAACCUGAGGAGAAGCCAGAGAAGGAGAAGGAUGAAAUGAAGAUCACACUUUUUACCAAGGCUGGCCAGGACGGGGAGAGCAUUGGAAACUGUCCUUUCUCUCAGCGCCUCUUCAUGAUCCUCUGGCUGAAAGGAGUCGUUUUUAAUGUCACCACCGUUGACCUCAAGAGGAAACCAGCCGACCUCCACAACCUGGCCCCGGGGACACACCCGCCCUUCCUCACCUUCCAGGGGGAGGUGCUCACCGACGUCAACAAGAUAGAGGAGUACCUGGAGGCCGAGCUGGCGCCACCGAAGUAUCCCAAACUCGCAGCGAAGAACCGUGGGUCCAACAUGGCAGGAAGCGACGUGUUCGCCCGGUUCUCCGCUUAUGUGAAAAACACCAGGCCGGAUAAGAACAGGGACUUAGAGAGGAGUCUGGACAAGGUCCUGGCGAAGCUGGACGAGUAUCUGCUGAGUCCACUUCCUGACGAGGAUGAGACGGGACGCCCCAGCGGCAAAGGGGAAUCAUCUCGCAAAUACGUGGACGGGGACGAGCUGACGCUGGCGGACUGCAACCUGUUGCCCAAGCUCCACGUCGUCAAGGUGGUUGCGAAGAAGUACCGGAACUACGACAUCCCGUCGGAAUUCAGAGGGGUGUGGCGUUACCUCGGCAACGCCUACAGCCGAGACGAGUUCACCAACACGUGCGCUGCUGAUGCGGAAAUCGAGCUCGCCUACAAGGACGUGGCCAAGAGGCUGGGGAAGUGAACGCCUCGCAGGCACACUCACUAUUUUACUUUUUCUCAAACUAAAAUCCUACUUGCGAUGAACAGGAUGUGUAACAGUGAUGCUGGAAUAAGCCUAAAGUGGUGUGAGUCAGUCCAAAGGUCUGAUGCCUCAGUAACUGCUUUAUGGAGGAGGCCUGAUAAUAUUUGAUUGUGGUGAUUAAACUGCUCAAAAAUCGUGUUAAUUUAUAUUUGUUGAGGUAAAAUAUGUAAAUGUGGAACAAGCACUUCAUCCGACCAGUGAUUGCAGUAAUUUUCAGUCACUUUAAAAUGACCUAUGUCUGGUUACAGUUAAUCUGCUAAUUAUACAGGAUGCAUAAAACAGGGGUUGAUCAUUUUCCCUGGAUUAGUUUUCUGUUUCCAGCCAAAGCGAUGUGUCGCCGCCUUCCUUUUCUUAAUGUCUGACAUUAAAUUGAACAUUUUUCUGUCUGCUUUCACUUGUAAAACGAACAAAAA